Molecule: messenger RNA, 3879 nt
Organism: Mycena citricolor
Lineage: Eukaryota; Fungi; Basidiomycota; Agaricomycetes; Agaricales; Mycenaceae
Source: the annotation of a GenBank genome assembly
CCCCGCGAUCGGCGAUGAAUAUCGGUCAACUCGGACCUGAGCCGAAGGCAGCGCUACUCUUGCCAAACACCUUCACCUUCAUCCCGCAAUGCUUAGGACCGGAGCGCGAAUUUUAUCGACAGCUACUAGACGCCCGGCUGUGUCGACCGUCUCCAGGUCAUUCGCGACGUCACGCUCUCUGCGCUCAGAGACGCCGACCGUGAACUCCCUGGACGUUUUCACUGAUGAGGAGAACAUGCUGCGCGAGUCCGUGCAACGGUUUGCCACAGAGGUCGUCGGGCCUAAGGUCCGGGAGAUGGACGAAAAGGAACAGAUGGAUCCCGCAAUUAUCAAGGGUCUCUUUGAACAAGGACUCAUGGGGAUUGAAACCAGUGCCGACCACGGUGGAGCUGAAUCGUCUUUCACGUCGGCUAUCAUCGCCAUCGAGGAGCUGGCGAAGGUCGACCCGUCUGUCUCCGUCCUAUGUGACGUGCACAAUACACUUGUGAACACCAUCUUCCGCAAGUAUGCGACGAAAGAGCAGCAAGACAAGUGGCUGCCGCUUUUGGCUGAAAACAAGGUCGGCCACGACUACUCUACGCUAUCUGCUCUGACGAGGUCCUUUCAGCUUGGCUCGUUUUGUCUCUCUGAGCCCGCAUCGGGGUCAGAUGCAUUCGCGCUGCAGACCCGAGCGAAGAAAGACGGAGAUUCUUGGGUAAUCAAUGGCUCGAAGAUGUGGAUCACGAACUCUUACGAAGCGGAGAUCUUCCUUGUCUUUGCCAACGUGGACCCUUCGCAAGGGUACAAGGGUAUUACUUGCUUCGUUGCGACGAAAGACAUGGGAGUCCAGAUUGCAAAGAAGGAACAAAAGCUCGGGAUUCGCGCGUCUUCAACUUGCACUCUGAACUUCGAUGAUAUGAGGAUACCCGCGGAGAACGUAAUUGGUGGAGAGGGCAAAGGUUAUAAGAUCGCCAUUGAGAUCCUCAACGAAGGUCGUAUCGGAAUCGCCGCUCAGAUGCUUGGAUUGGCUCAAGGAGCGUUCGACAAGGCUGUGCCGUACACGUAUUCUCGGCAACAGUUUGGUCAGCCCAUCGGAACCUUCCAGGGCAUGGCAUUCCAGAUUGCACAAGCGGCUGUCGAGAUCGAGAGCGCGCGACUUUUGACGUACAAUGCCGCUCGAAGGAAAGAGGAGGGCAAGAGCUUUACCAAGGAAGCGGCCAUGGCCAAAUAUUGGAGCAGUGUGGUUGCACAGCGUGUGGCUGGAUCGGCGAUUGAGUGGGCCGGCGGCGUUGGUUUCACGAGAGAGACAGGAAUCGAAAAGUACUGGCGUGACUCAAAGAUUGGUGCAAUCUACGAGGGCACGUCCAACAUCCAGCUCCAAACGAUCGCGAAGUUCAUACAAAAGGAGUACUCAUAAUUGCACUGAGAAUGUUCUGGGCUGCGCGGUCGUUUUACAUAUGUAGUUGAAUGGAUCGUAGCGGAGAGGUUAACAAAAGUGCUGUAUGCACCUGUUUGUUCGGCCUCUGCAUCCCUCCCAAUUUUCCCUUUGACCCACCCACGACCCAUGGCCACUGAACGUGCACCUCCCGCUGCCGUCCAACGGGUGAACACCCAAACAAAAGUACUCGAUACUAACCAUGGCCGCAUUCUCUGCAUCGCCGACAUUCGUGGACGCCUUUCCGCACUGAAUGACCUGGCCAGAGACGCGAAUGCUCACGCCAUAAUCCACACGGGGGACUUUGGUUUCUUCGAAUCCUCCUCUCUAGAGCGAAUCAACGACCGUACCCUGAGGCAUCUGACUAUGUACUCCCCGCUAAUUCCGACUGCUCAACGGACGCAUUUGCUGUCUCCCGACAAUCCACCAGCCGCCAUCCGCUCCACCGUGGACAUCUCCCUGCUUUCCGAAUUCCCUCUGCUUCUGUCUGGCCAAAUUAAACUCAAAGUGCCCGUCUUCACGGUGUGGGGUGCAUGCGAGGACGUGCUGGUCAUCGAGAAGUUUCGUUCUGGCGCCUACUCGAUCGAGAACCUACAUGUCCUCGAUGAGGCGACCACGCGCUGCUUGGAUCUAGGAGGCGUGAAGCUGCGGCUGCUGGGUCUCGGAGGUGCUUUGGUGCCGCACAAGAUGUUUGACAACGGAGACGGGAACGCGACUAUUGCGGGCGGUCAGGGGACCAUGUGGACCACAGCCCUGCAGAUCGGGGAGCUCGUGGACACGGCCCAGCGUGUCUUUGAUCCAACGGAAACGCGUAUGCUGGUCACCCACGCCAGCCCCGGACGCGAAGGCAUCAUGGCCCAACUAGCGCUCGUGACCAAGGCGGACUUGACCCUCUCUGCUGGCCUGCAUUUCCGCUACGCAACUUCUUACAACGAGUUCAGCGUCCAGAGUGGCUUUGAUGGGUUUCGCGAGAAGCUGGUUUCGGGGAAGGAGAGCUUUGACAAAGUGUGGGACAGUGUGAAGCUGCAGGUGGAUGCGGUGAUCGACGAGAACCAACGCGUGCUUCUGAACAAGGCGUUGAGUGUGGUCGAGCGGAUUCCAAAAUCUGGGGGAGAUGAGGACCCGGCAUGGAAGAACUGCUGGAACUGGAACUUGUGCGAUGCCGCGUAUGGUUCCCUCGUCUUGGACGUGAAGGAAGGUCGUAUCAGCGGAGAGCUUAAGAGUCAAGGCUUCAAUUACGCCUACCGACGCACGGCAACUGUCACUCAGACGCCCAACUCGGCCUCCCCGAGCCUCCCCAACCCCUCCAAAUCAUCCACGCCUGCUCCCGAUCACGCGGUGCCUCCCCACCUCGCUGCUGCAGAGGCUUCCAAGGACAGCUCUUCACCGUCAACUCCCGUCUCCGUCAACGCCAAACCCAACGGUGUUGCCGCUGCUGACAAAGCAGAGCGGGAAAAGCAGAAGAACAAGGAAAAGAAGGAGAGGAAAGCUAAGGAAAAGGCCGAAAGAGUGGAGAAGGAGAAGGCUGAGAAAGAGGCCGCCGCUGCUAAUGCUACACCUGAACCCUCUGGAUCAACCGCCCCAGCACCUGUGCCCGAAAUUUCUGCCAUCAAGUCCCCUCAAACUGAUGUUGAAGACCUCAAAUCGCCCACCGAUGGCGCACGGACCCCGAAAACGGGACGCCCAGCUCGCAACCCUUGGACAAUCUUUAUGAGGUGGCCGACGUCCGUGUCGGUAACAGAAGCAGAGAUGAAAGACUUCUUCGGGGAUGCGAAGAGCGGGAUCACGAAAGUAGCGAUGCCCACUCCCUUUGCCAACAGGCCUCAGCGUCUUGCAUAUGUCGAGUUUGGCGACGAAGAAGCCAUGCGUGCCGGACUAGAGAACCAUCUUCCGAAACUAAAGGAUGUGGUGCCUGAGGUGAAGCAAGCCACAGAGCGCGAGCCACGGAACGAACCAGCCCACCGAGGCGGUCCCUCCCGUGGCCGAGGUGGCCGGGGUUCUGGUGGAUUCGCAGCCCGAGGGUUUGCUGCUGCGGGCCUGACUCGCGGCACGCCACGAGGUCAAGGGGAUUCCGCGCCGCCAACACCCGCUGCUUCCUGAGAUGUGGCCUGGUCUGUGAAGAACGACGGCGGAUAUGAAGCUAUGAUUAUGCGUGGGGAGGACACUGUCCUAGCAGCGGCUGGGGGUGCAGACCGGCGCCACUGGGACGGAUAUUCGGGGAUAUUCAAUCCAUGCUCAUGCUUUGGUUGUUCUGAUUUCUCGGUGCUGACGGCGGCGGUGGAGUUUCGUUGCCUGGUAUGGUAGUGCUUUGUUGCUUUUCGUACUUGCGUUUCUUCAAUGCUCGUUUUCUCUAUCUUGUUGUGGAACAAUCUUGUCUAAUUCUCUGGCCUACCUUAUUCCAUGAUCUUCUAUGAUAAAGCUCUAUUAUGACCGUGCACUGAUGUUCCUGAGAAAAUGUUAGCGAU